Python bivittatus (Burmese python) is the source of this 1104-nucleotide messenger RNA. RefSeq names its product insulin like growth factor binding protein 2 (gene IGFBP2). Gene Ontology annotation, biological process: regulation of insulin-like growth factor receptor signaling pathway. Gene Ontology annotation, molecular function: insulin-like growth factor I binding; insulin-like growth factor II binding. The record is from RefSeq and is a predicted model, not a curated record. NCBI's taxonomy places the organism in Eukaryota, Metazoa, Chordata, Lepidosauria, Squamata, Pythonidae. Gene Ontology annotation, cellular component: extracellular region.
CCCAGCGGUGCCGGGCUCUCUCCAGUCGCUCGCCCAGCCGCACCCGCCCAGCCGGUCGCUCAGUCAAGCGGUGCCGCCGCCAGGAUGGUGCAGCUGCCGCAGCUGGUUAUCGGCUCCUACCUGUGGCUCGGGCUGGGCUGGUGGGCGUCCUUGCCGCCCCCCGGACUGGCGCUGCCCGAGGUGCUGUUCCGUUGCCCGCCGUGCACCGCCGACCGCCUCGCCGCCUGCCCCCGCCCCGGACCCGAGACCGUCGUCUGCCCGGAGUUAGUGCGGGAGCCCGGCUGUGGCUGCUGUCCAGUCUGUGCCCGCUUCGAGGGAGAGCCCUGCGGGGUGUACACGCCACGUUGCGUCUCCGGGUUCCGCUGCUACCCGAGUCCUGGCGCUGAGUUGCCCCUUCAGGCGCUGGUGCAGGGACAGGGCACCUGCGCCCGGUGGAGUGACGCCGUUGAGUACGGCGCCGUCACCGACGAGCAUCUCGGGGCGGAUAAUGAAGAACACCCUGAAGGAUCUGUUGUGGAGAACUUUGUAGAUGGUGCCACUGGUGUGAUGAUUGGAACAGGACGGCUAAAGCCCCCUGUGAAAAAUGGCAAGGAAUUGGCCAUACUUCGUGAGAAAACAAAUGAGCAGCAAAAGCUGAUGGGCAAGCAUCCCAAGCCUGAGAUACGUCUGCCACCUCUUAGGACACCCUGUCAACAGGAAUUGGAUCAGGUUUUGGAACGUAUAUCAACCAUGCGCCUGCCAGAUGAACGUGGUCCAUUAGAGCACCUCUAUUCCCUAAAUAUCCCAAAUUGUGAUAAACAAGGCUUUUACAAUCUCAAACAGUGCAAAAUGUCAGUGAAUGGCCAGCGAGGAGAAUGUUGGUGUGUUAAUCCCAACACUGGAAAAACCAUCCCAGGGUCACCUACCAUCCGCGGAGAUCCUGAAUGCCACCUCUUCUAUUCUGGCCAUGAGCAGGAAGACAGGGGAACACCAGCCCUUCACGUGCAAUAGAUGGACACAUUCCUAUUUUCUGUCAAGUGGCUUGGCCUAUACUCAGUGCUGGAUUUUACAUGGGUUUUAAUGCAUCUUGAUUUUCUCCUUCAUGUUGAUGUUCCAGCAAAUCCC